Messenger RNA from Penicillium samsonianum, 354 nucleotides. RefSeq lists its product as uncharacterized. NCBI's taxonomy places the organism in Eukaryota, Fungi, Ascomycota, Eurotiomycetes, Eurotiales, Aspergillaceae. The transcript has 3 exons. Bases 1 to 354 code for a protein of 117 amino acids. The record is from RefSeq and is a predicted model, not a curated record.
AUGGCUUGGGGUGGCAUUUCUUUUCCUCUUCGUGACAUUCUACAGCGUAUGCCUGGACGCUACUACAUAGAUUCUUCCAACCUAUACGCGUGGACGGGGCAUGGGAAUUUCCAUAUUCACACAAUUUUGUACCACUCUUGUCUCUACUCAGGCCUCUCCUGUGGCUUUCAACACGAUUGGAUGACGGUUUUACUUGGUGCGGCCGUGAUAUUCUUCACCUUCCCAGAGACCAAAGGGUUACCUCUUGAAGAUAUCCCUAUGGUAUUUGGGGACGCGCAAAUUGGAGUGGAGGUCACCCCAGAGCCUGCAGAUCGCUCUGACAAAUGUUCAAUUUGCGAAAAGGUACCCGUGUGA